AUGGGUAUUUUAAGUUUAUUAGAUGAAGAAUGUUGGUUUCCAAAAGCAACUGAUCGAACAUAUGUUGAUAAAUUAAUAAAUGCACAUGCUCAACAUCCAAAAUUUGGAAAACCAAAUUAUAAAGCACCAGCUGAUUUUAGUAUAAUUCAUUAUGCUGGUAAAGUUGAAUAUUCAGCUGAACAAUGGUUAAUGAAAAAUAUGGAUCCAUUAAAUGAUAAUGUUGUUGCACUUUUACAAACAGCAAAUGAUCCAUUUACACGUGAAAUAUGGAAAGAUGCCGAAAUUGUUGGUUUAUCAGCAGCAGAUCCAAAUGAUGCAACAUCAAGUUUAAAAGCUAAUAUUAAAAAAGGAAUGUUUAGAACUGUUGGGCAACUUUAUAAAGAACAAUUAACAAAAUUAAUGGGUACAUUAAAAAAUACAAAUCCAAAUUUUGUUCGAUGUAUUUUACCAAAUCAUCAUAAAAAGGCUGGUGUUAUUCAUUCACCACUUGUACUUGAACAAUUACGAUGUAACGGUGUACUUGAAGGAAUUCGUAUUUGUCGAAAUGGUUUUCCUAAUAGAAUUUUAUUUCAAGAAUUUCGUCAACGAAAAAAAAUCCUGUUUUCAGGAGUGAUGAUAAUGGGUUAUCGAAANACAGAUUAUUUAUUAGAAGAUUUUAGUCGUUAUCGUUAUUUAACACAUGGUAAUGUAACAAUACCAGGUGUUGAUGAUGGUGAAGAAUUUCAAAAUACAGUUAAAGCUAUGCAAAUAAUGAAUAUGUCAAAUGAUGAUUUAAAUUCAAUAUUUCGUACGAUGUCAGCAGUUUUACAAAUGGGUAAUAUGCAAUUUAAACAAGAAUGUAAUAGUGAUCAAGCAACAUUACCUGAUGAUACAGUUGCACAAAAAGUUUGUCAUCUAUUGGGAAUACCAGUUAAAGAUUUUGUAGGAUCAAUUUUAAAACCAAAACUUAAGGUUGGAAGAGAUUUUGUUACAAAAGCACAAACACAAGCACAAGUUGAUUAUGCUGUUGACGCAAUAUCAAAAGCCAUUUAUGAACGUAUGUUUAAAUUGGUAGUAACACGUAUAAAUAAAUCUCUUGAUCGAACAAAACGGCAAGGCUCAUCAUUUAUUGGCAUACUUGAUGUAGCUGGUUUUGAAAUUUUUCAAUUAAAUUCAUUUGAACAAUUAUGUAUAAAUUAUACAAAUGAAAAAUUACAAGAAUUAUUUAAUCAUACAAUGUUUGUCCUUGAACAAGAAGAAUAUCGUCGAGAAAAUAUUGAUUGGGAAUAUAUAGAUUUUGGUUUGGAUCUUCAACCAACAAUUGAUUUAAUUGAAAAACCAAUGGGUAUAUUAAGUUUAUUAGAUGAAGAAUGUCUGUUUCCAAAAGCAACUGAUCGUACAUAUGUUGAUAAAUUAAUAAAUGCAUGGGCUCAACAUCCAAAUUUUGGUAAACCAAAUUACAAAGCACCAGCUGAUUUUAGUAUAAUUCAUUAUGCUGGUAAAGUUGAAUAUUCAAUUGAUCAAUGGUUAAUGAAAAAUAUGGAUUCAUUAAAUGGUAGUGUUGUUGCACUUUUACAAACAGCAAAAGAUCCAUUUACAUCGGAAAUUAUUGGUCUAUCAGCAGCUGAUCCAAAUAAUGCAACAUCAAAUUUAAAACCUUAUAAUAAAAAAGGAAUGUUUAGAACUAUUGGUAAACUUUAUAAAGAACAAUUAACUAAAUUAAUGGGUACAUUAAAAAAUACAAAUCCAAAUUUUGUCCGUUGUAUUUUACCAAAUCAACAAAAGAAGGCUGGUGUUAUUCAUUCACCAUUAGUACUUGCACAGUUAAGAUGUAAUGGUGUACUUGAAGGAAUUCGUAUCUGUCGAAAUGGUUUUCCAAAUCGAAUUUUAUUUCAAGAAUUUCGUCAACGUUAUGAACUUCUUUGUCCAAAUGUUAUUCCAAAAGGUUUUAUGAAUGGUAAAGCUGCAUCACAAAAAAUGAUUAAAAUAUUUGAACUAGAUGAUAAUCUUUAUCGAAUUGGUCUUACAAAAAUUUUCUUUCGUUCAGGUGUACUUGGUCAUUUAGAAGAAGAACGUGAUUUAAAAUUAACUGAUAUUAUUACACAACUUCAAGCAUUAUGUCGGGGUGUUCUUGCUCGAAAAAAUUAUCAACAGCGUAUUCAACAAUUAAAUGCUACUCAUGUCAUACAAUUAAAAAACUUGCCUGAAUCACUCGAUUGGCGCGAAAAAGGUGUGAUUACACCUGUGAUUGACCAAGGCGAAAUGGGAGUGAUACAGGGACCCCUUGUAGCUACCGAAGUAGUAGAAAGUCUUUAUGCCAUUUAUACCAACAAUCUCACAGAAGGUAGCAUUCGAAGAAUAUAUGACUGUUGUCUACAAACAGAACCUGAUAUUUUUGAAUGUAUUCAGAAGUUAGGUGGUAUUUGCCGAAAACCUGAUUAUCCGGAAAUUGCCGAUAAAUGCGAACCGAACGCAUGCAACCCUUUUACUACGUUUGAUGAAAUCAAGAAACUCAAAGAAAAAGACGAAAAUACGAUGUUGACUUGGAUUCAAGACUCUACUCUAUGGGUGGUAAUGAACGCCUUUGGCGAGGGCUUCGGAGAUUAUAAGGAGGGUAUUUAUGAUGAACAGACAUGUCCAAAAACAGAUGGAAAUCAUGCGAUGCAAGUUGUUGGUUAUGGUAUCGAAGGUGGUAAACCUUACUGGCUAUGCAAAAAUAGCUGGGGUGAGCAUUGA
Rotaria sp. Silwood2 is the source of this 2715-nucleotide messenger RNA. The record is from the annotation of a GenBank genome assembly. Lineage: Eukaryota; Metazoa; Rotifera; Eurotatoria; Philodinida; Philodinidae.